Messenger RNA from Entrophospora candida, 1065 nucleotides. The record is from the annotation of a GenBank genome assembly. NCBI's taxonomy places the organism in Eukaryota, Fungi, Glomeromycota, Glomeromycetes, Entrophosporales, Entrophosporaceae.
AUGGUGGAUAAUAAAGGGGAAAAUUCAGAACUUGGUCAAGAUAAAAAACGGCAACAAAAUAAACGACUACAAAAAAAUUACUCGGAACCAAUUUUAAGAUCAAUGUUAAACCUUUCGAAUGUUAAUAGUGAGAGUGAGAAUGGUAUUAUCACUCUAAUGACUUAUAAUCUUUUGGCACAAUCACUUUGUAAGCGUAAACUUUUUCCAGAUAGUGGAGAGGCAUUGAAAUGGAAACAUCGACAUCCACGACUUAUACAAGAAAUUUUAUAUUAUUCACCAGAUAUAGGGUGUUUUCAGGAGAUGGAUGAACUCAAUUAUAACGAUACUUUUAAAGACAAAUUUGAACAUGUUGGAUAUGAAACUUUGUUUUCUAAAGGAUAUAAAAAAGGAAACGUUAAAUCAGUUGUAAUUGAAUAUGACAAACAUGGAAUUCCAACAAUGCCUACAAACUGCAUUGGGAUCCUUAUAGGAACAACACACCUUUAUUGGAGACCUGAAAGUAUGUAUGAACGUGCUAGACAAGCAUUGAUUUUAAUUGAAAAUAUAUUAAAAUUUAAAGAGGAAGUCGGAUUUCCAGCAUUUUUAGCAGGAGAAGAUCCAAUUUAUCAAUUGAUUGUAAAAAGAUUGUUAUCAAAAGAGAAAAUAACUCAAUUAGAAACUUCCAUGAGAGCGUUUGGUGAAGAUGAAAACCAAAAAAUAGGAGAAACAAACAAGGAUCAAGCAACAAAAUCAACACCAAAUACAUCAUUGAUGACAACACCUACACUUCUUUCGACAUUUUCCAAGUUACCUAGAUGUAUAUCAAUUUACGGAGAAUAUUACAAAUAUGUUGAUCCAGAAAAUGUUAAGCAUUCAGAACCCAAGUAUACAAGUUAUGGAUUAUAUUUUAAAGGAACUUUAGAUUACAUCUUUUAUAUUCUUGAUAAUGAUAAUGAUGAUAAUAGAAUAAAAUUCACAAAAUUAUUGAAGAUGCCAAAAGAAGAAGAAAUUGGAACUUCAAUUCCAAACUUUAAAUUUAAUUCUGAUCAUUUUUGUAUGAUGGUUGAGAUAAAUGGAUUGAUGUGA